Chelonia mydas (Green sea turtle) is the source of this 1125-nucleotide messenger RNA. RefSeq names its product zinc finger protein 664-like. The transcript has 4 exons. NCBI's taxonomy places the organism in Eukaryota, Metazoa, Chordata, Testudines, Cheloniidae. The record is from RefSeq and is a predicted model, not a curated record. The coding region runs from base 1 to 1125 and encodes 374 amino acids.
AUGGACAUUGUCUAUGAGAAAUCAGAGGAGAGGUUUUGUGCUAUUGUGUCUGAGGAAUUCUCUGUGGUCAAAGACCGCCAACAAAUUUUUUACCCUCCCUUUGCUAUUCCCUUUCCCCUCAGCACAGUGAAUGAUUCCUGUCUGGAUUCUUUUUCUAUCCCAGCAGGUGAUGGGACGGUGAGUGAGAAAAAGAAGGAAGAUUCUGAGCAGGUAGGACUACAGGUGACGUUAUCAGGUAGAACCAUAGGGAAAGUUUUCCAGAGCACUGAACAGGGAGAAGCCCAUCAGAGUCAGCAUAGGCCAGAGAGGCAGCUGCGAAACCAAGCAGGGGAGAUCCAGCAUGAAUCCACUCACAGGAGCAGAGCGUUCAAAGAAACCAAAGAGCCUGUACUACAGAGAAUCGCCUCUGGAGAGGAACUGAACUUAUGCAGUGACUGUGGGAGAAGCUUCCUUUGGAAAUCAGCCCUUAUUACUCACCAGCGAAUCCACAAAGGAGAGAAACCCUAUAAGUGUCUAGACUGUGAGAAAAGCUUCAACUGCAGCUCACACCUUAUUUCACAUCAGAGAACCCACACGGAGGAGAAACCACAUAGAUGCUCUGAAUGUGGAAAAAGCUUCAAUCAGCAGUCCAAUCUUCUUAUACACCAGAGAAUCCACACAAGAGAGCGGCUCUAUAAAUGCCCCGACUGUGGGAAAAGCUUCAGUUACAACUCAGUCCUUAUGACACAUCAGAAAAUGCACACUGGAGAGAAGCCCUAUAAGUGUCUUGACUGUGAGAAAAUCUCUAGCCAGAGCUCAGACCUCACUAAACACCAGAGAACCCACACCGGGGAGAGACCCUACGAAUGCAACGAGUGUGGAAAAAGCUUAGGUCUGAGCUCCCACCUUAUUUCACAUAAAAAAAACCAUAAGGGGGAGAGACCCUAUAUAUGCCCCAACUGUGGGAAAAGCUUCAGUGACAGCUCAAACCUUAUUACGUGGAAGGCCCUGGGCCAGGAGAAACCUGAUCUGGAGGAAGGACUGGGGCUACCAGGACUGCCAGCCGCCGAGUACCCGGAGGAACUGGAGGAACCAGGCAGUAACCCGGGCCAGCGAAAAAUCACAGCCAGUGUGGACCUGACCUAA